Messenger RNA from Tuber aestivum (summer truffle), 2251 nucleotides. NCBI's taxonomy places the organism in Eukaryota, Fungi, Ascomycota, Pezizomycetes, Pezizales, Tuberaceae. The record is from the annotation of a GenBank genome assembly.
GGCCACCAAUCUGCUCCCGCUUCGGCACGAUAUCCCCCUUGUUGGUUCAGCUUGAGGUGGUCUCGUUUGCGUUUGUUUGCGUGCUGGGCUUUUCCACGCAUAUCCGUACUCUAUCUUAACACGAGUUUCAUUUCUCCACCCUUCUUGCCACCCGUUGGGUUUUUUCACCUUUUGUCAUUCCUUCAAGAUUGAUUCUGUUCACUCUUUUUUUCUCUCGCACGUCAUUGCCUCGGGCCCCGAAUUGACUGGAUGACUGACCGGUUUGAAGGACUACAUCUCAGGUACGCGGCUAGCUUGCUGACUCCAAAUUCGAUCUCGGAAUGGAGGGGAAGGGGGGGGGGGGAAGAAGGUUUACACUGCUGCGAGUGGAUCCUAACAUUGGUGAUAGAUCACGUCUGGAAAAAUUCAUCAUACUAAACCGGUAGCCUCUGCCAUCGAAUAUCAAAAGAUCAAUUACCUUUAUACCGUACCCGAACAUCAAUCUUUUCCAGACAAUGCUUUCCCGCCGGAUCUUGACAAAGGGCUUUAAGCCUUUCCCCAGCUCUACUGUGGCUACCCAUCUUAGCUUCAACAAUAUGAGGGGGUUGGCUACCAUCACCGGUAGCACCGGGAGACAAAUGCCGCAACCCACAAGGGAAAGGAGCACUCCAGUCAGUCAUGAUCGUGCAACCUUCACCAUUAGGGUAUCACAGUCCCCCCACCAUCUGCAUGUACCAUUUUGAUUCUGAUGGGUUGCAGAACGGUCCUAUCUUUCAUGGAAAGUCAUUCGGGGCUCGCUCCAACAUUUCCGGAGAAGCCGUCUUCUCCACUGCCCUGGUCGGAUAUCCCGAAUCCAUGACGGACCCAUCCUAUCGUGGGCAGAUCCUCGUCUUCACCCAACCGCUUAUCGGAAACUACGGUGUUCCCUCCGCCGAUAGGGAUGGGCACGGGUUAUUGAAGUACUUUGAAUCCCCAAACAUUCAGGCCAUCGGGAUCGUGGUUGCCGAUGCCGCGCUCAAGUACUCGCAUUGGACUGCUGUCGAAUCAUUGGGCGACUGGUGCGCGCGCGAGGGUGUUCCCGCCAUUUCCGGCGUUGACACUAGAGCGAUUGUUACCUACCUCCGAGAGCAGGGUUCCUCCUUGGCUAGGAUCACCAUUGGCGAGGAGUAUGACGCCGACCAGGACGAGGCUUUUACCGAUCCGGAACAGAUCAAUUUAGUCGAGAAGGUGUCUACCAAGGCUCCGUUCCAUGUUUCGAGCAGCAAUGGCGACUUGCAUGUUGCUGUUAUCGACUGUGGUGUCAAGGAGAAUAUCUUGAGGAGUUUGGUUGGCAGGGGUGCAAGUGUAACUUGCUUCCCCUGGGAUUACCCCAUUCACAAAUACGCUCACCACUUUGACGGCGUUUUCAUGUUUGUUUCCUCUCCCUUUACUGUUUUAUCUAGAGACCACCCGCUGAUAAUACAUUAGCUCCAAUGGGCCUGGUGACCCAACCCAUUGCCAGAAGACCGUCUACCAUCUUGGAAAAUUGAUGGAGAAGUACAAUGGCCCAAUCAUGGGCAUUUGUCUCGGACAUCAGUUGCUCGCCCUAGCUGCCGGUGCCAAAACAAUUAAGUUGAAGUACGGUAAUCGUGCUCACAAUAUUCCCGCCUUGGAUCUCACUACCGGAAGAUGCCAUAUAACCUCGCAAAAUCAUGGUUAUGCAGUCGAUAUCAAGACCCUUCCCUCCUCUAACUGGAAGGAAUACUUUGUCAACUUGAACGAUGGAUCCAACGAAGGCAUGAUCCAUACCUCUCGCCCUAUCAUGUCUACUCAAUUCCAUCCCGAGGCUAAGGGCGGCCCAUUGGACUCUAGUUACCUCUUUGACUCUUACCUCCAGCAGGUUGCCGACUACAAGGCUGAGCAAGCUCGUUUCGAGCCUUCCAGGAGCGGGCGGCCCAACACCUUGUUGGUCGACCUUCUGAGUAAGCAGCGUGUUGGUGUUGUUCCCGAGAACGUGUUAGCUAGUCUCAAUAGGAGGGCUGCUAGGGGUGAGAUUGCUAAUAAGAGCGAGGCUACUCCAGUUACUUCGGCUGCUUAAACAUCCUCUAUCAGAGUUAUUUUUACUCCUAUUUUUAUUUUCAUAUUUGGUAUCCUGAUUCUUCGCCCAUUUGGGCUCUUGUCAGGAUGUUUUAUGGUAUGCAGUGAGUGGUAUUGACUUCUUUUUUUGUUCUUUGUAAUAGGAUAGGAUGGGAGCGCAGGUGCAGCUGAAUCAAAUUGAAUGUUUUCUUUGUUU